AUGGGAGGAGCUGUACAGACCGUCAAGAUGCCUUCCAAGGCCGCGACCGUCAAAGAUGUAGACCUGAGCCAAAUCUACUCGGAAAGUGCAUUAGCGAAGGUCGUGCAAGUUGCACAACGGGGCCUAAAGCAAGAGGCUCCCUUGCCAUCGUAUCCACACACCGUACCUCAAGUAGGCCCAGACGCAGGAAGAUACGAAGAGCGAGAGGCAGACUUCUGGACAUGUGGAUUCUUCCCAGGAUGUAUAUACGCGCUCCUCGAACGUUCGAUACGAUACCCACAGGCCAUUGAUGUCCCAGAGCAUAUCCGACCACAGAUCCAAGACCAGCUGUUGAAGCUAGGAAGACACUAUGGCGUUGCUAUCAAUCAAAUGUCAGGUCGAACGGAUACUCACGAUAUGGGUUUUAUCGUCCAGCCUGCGUUACAGAAGGACUGGGAGUUGACUGGCAACAAAGAGAGCUUACAGUCCGUCAUCAAUGCGGCGCAUGCGCUCGCAUCACGGUACGAUGACCGCGUGAAAGCAAUCAGGAGUUGGGAUGUUGCAAUUAAUGAUCGUUACUCAAUCACGGAUAUGUCGACAAACUUCCUCGUCAUUAUAGAUAGCAUGUGCAAUCUCGACCUCCUGUACUUCGUCGGCCACAUUCAGAAUGAUCAAUCCCUAAUCGACAUCGCAACUCAGCACGCCGACUCCAUCAUCCAUGAAAUCUUACGUCCAGACUUCUCCUCCUACCACCUCGUAAACUUUGACCCGCGCACCGGUCUACCACAAGCCAAGAUGACGAACCAAGGUUGGAAAGACGACUCGACAUGGAGCCGCGGUCAGGCCUGGGCGAUAAUGGGUUUCGCGCAGACAUACUCGUGGACGAAGGAUGUGAAAUACCUAUCGACAGCCAUCAAAUGUGCAGAGUACUUUCUACGGCGGUUGCAAGAGGGCGAGGGAAAGUGGCACCACCCCAUGGUCCCAUGUUGGGAUUUUGAUGCGCCUCAAGAUAACCCGGAGGAGCCAUUGCGCGACGUAUCCGCAGGCGUUAUAACAGCCAAUGGCCUUCUCAUCAUCCACCAAGCACUCCAGUCUCUCUCUUCUGCCGCCGCGUCUCAGCACUCCAUCAACGCUGAUACUAAUUUCCUCGACAUCGCGCUCCAGAUCGUCUCCCAGACACUAGACAUGUCCUAUGACUCCGAUCUAGCGUCUUUUGAAAACCCCACUAAGGCCAUCAUGAACGGGAAUGGCGUUAAUAGUGGUGCGGCAGUAUCAGGGUUGAAGAUCAAGGAAACGCGGUUCGAGUGUAUACUGAGGAAUAGUACGACGAACUGGAAUGAGCAUGCGCAUAAAAAGUAUGCGGAUCAUGGGUUAGUGUAUGCAGAUUACUAUGUUUUAGAGUUUGGGAAUAAGCUGUUGAGGGCGGGGUUACUUUGA
Molecule: messenger RNA, 1416 nt
Organism: Alternaria atra
Lineage: Eukaryota; Fungi; Ascomycota; Dothideomycetes; Pleosporales; Pleosporaceae
Exons: 4
Coding region: 1-1416 (471 amino acids)
Biological process (GO): polysaccharide catabolic process
Molecular function (GO): chondroitin hydrolase activity
Source: RefSeq, a predicted model, not a curated record